This is a messenger RNA of Conger conger (European conger), 4795 nucleotides long. It is a transcript of the gene zbtb17, whose product is annotated as zinc finger and BTB domain containing 17. Lineage: Eukaryota; Metazoa; Chordata; Actinopteri; Anguilliformes; Congridae. The transcript is spliced from 15 exons. Gene Ontology annotation, cellular component: nucleus. Gene Ontology annotation, molecular function: RNA polymerase II cis-regulatory region sequence-specific DNA binding; protein binding; DNA-binding transcription factor activity, RNA polymerase II-specific. The coding region runs from base 198 to 3002 and encodes 934 amino acids. Gene Ontology annotation, biological process: regulation of transcription by RNA polymerase II. The record is from RefSeq and is a predicted model, not a curated record.
AUCAAUCGAUCAGAGAGCAGAAGAUGGCGGCGGAUCUAGUCUGAGCAGAGAGAUCGAUCACCGAAUCACUCGAUUGGACGGGAUCAACGAAGUGUAGAAAAAAUCGUCAAAAACACCACUAUAAAUGACAUUGGAAUAAAGAAGCUGACUGAGACCACUGUAUUACCCAUAAGCCACUGCGUCCCACUGUCUCCACAAUGGACUUCCCCUGGCACAGUGGCAAGGUUCUGGAGCAGCUGAACCACCAGCGGCAGCUGGGCCUGUUGUGUGACUGCACCUUUGUGGUGGACGGCAUCGACUUCAAGGCCCACAAGGCCGUGCUCGCUGCAUGCAGUGCCUACUUCCGCACGCUCUUUUUAGACCAGAAAGAUGUGGUACAUUUGGACAUCAGCAAUGCUGCAGGUCUGGGGCAGAUCCUGGAGUUCAUGUACACGGCCAAGCUGUGCCUGUGCCCGCAGAAUGUGGACGAUGUGCUGGCAGUGGCCACAUUUCUCCAGAUGCAGGAGAUUGUCAAUGCCUGUAAGGCCUACCGGUCCCUCGCUAAUGCCACAUCGGGCAAUGCCGGAUCAGCCGAUGCAGAGAAGAUGGUGGAGCGGUGCCCGAAAUGGGUGAGGGAGGCGUCAGAAGUGGGGUCCAAGGGGGAACAGACCCUGAGCAGGGCGUCGGAGCAGGAGGACACACGGGGUGUUCAGGAAGGCCCCCUAGCCUCGGGUGAUGGACCUGGCCCCCCUCCAGGAGCGGCUUCUGCCAGCGAGACUGGCCAACUGCCAAAAACAGCGCGCGAUGCGGCCAGCGAGCAGGCAGGCGACGGUCAGCCGGCUGCCCCGCCUAAGCCCACCCCCCCUGCCCGUCCCAGAAAAGCGGAAGCCCCAGCUAAAGGGCCAGAGGAGAAAGAGAAGGGACAGGCACCGGCGAAAGAAGUCCCAGAGUUUCAGGACGAUCCCAGUGACGUUGACUACUUGCCCAAAGUCUCACUCAAGUCCGCAGCAGGCAGUUCUCACGUAAGCACACGCAGGAGCAGGACCAAGUGCAUGGUGCAUCACGCUGUCUCACAAGAUGAAGACUCGGGCACGGAGAGCAGGCAGAAGGUUGACGGUGAUGAGGGCACCACUGCAGAUCUGGAGGAAGACGAGGGAGACGGAGGAGAGGAAGAGGGGAUGGAGGAGGAGGAGGAGGAGGAUGAUGAGGAGGGAGAGGAGCUGGAGGAGGGAGAGAUGAUGGAUGAGGAAGAGGAUGAGGAUGGCGCAGUGGAUGACAGCGGAGGAGAGGGGAAGCAGUCGCGGUCGGGGACGUUCACUGACCGCAGCGAGUCCCGAGCGUAUGGCUCCGUAACGCAUAAGUGCGAGGACUGCGGGAAGAAGUUCACUCACACGGGGAACUUUAAGAGACACAUCCGCAUACACACGGGAGAGAAGCCCUUCAGCUGCAGAGACUGUCACAAGGCCUUCUCCGACCCCGCCGCAUGCAAGGCUCACGAGAAGACCCACAGCCCAGUGAAGCCGUACAGCUGCGGAGCGUGCGGUAAGAGUUACCGCCAGAUCAGCCUCCUGAACCUUCACCGCAAGCGGCACACGGGGGAGGCGCGCUACAGCUGCGACGACUGCGGCAAGCUCUUCACCACGUCGGGCAACCUGAAGCGCCACCAGCUGGUGCACAGCGGGGAGAAGCCCUACCACUGCGACUACUGCGAACGCGCCUUCUCCGACCCCACCGCCAAGAUGCGCCAUCUGGAGACGCACGACACCGACAAGGGCCACAAGUGUCCGCACUGCGACAAGAGGUUCAACCAGAUAGGAAACCUGAAGGCUCACCUGAAGAUCCACAUCACAGACGGCCCUCUGAAGUGCAAAGAGUGUGGGAAACAGUUCACCACCUCGGGUAACCUAAAGAGACACCUGCGGGUGCACAGUGGGGAGAAGCCCUACGUCUGCAUGCACUGCCAGAGAGCUUUCGCUGACCCAGGGGCUCUGCAGAGACACGUCCGUAUUCAUACAGGGGAGAAGCCGUGCCUGUGUCUCCUGUGUGGAAAGGGCUUCACCCAGGCCAGCUCGCUCAUCGCUCACGUGCGACAGCACACCGGAGAGAAGCCCUACGUCUGCGAUCGCUGUGGCAAAAGGUUUGUGCAGUCCAGCCAGCUGGCCAAUCACAUACGUCACCAUGACAACAUCCGGCCACACAAGUGUCAUGUCUGCAACAAGGCUUUUGUUAAUGUUGGGGACCUCUCGAAGCAUAUCAUCAUUCACACAGGGGAGAAGCCCUUCCUUUGUGACAAGUGCGGCCGGGGAUUCAACCGCGUGGACAACCUGCGGUCGCACGUGAAGACCGUGCACCAGGGCAAGGCGGGCAUGAAGAGGCUGGUGGUGGCGGGCAGCGACAGUGACGGGGGCAGCGGGGCGGACAAACUGCGCCCCGCCUCCACGUCCGCGUCCGAGCUGGACGACAGCGAGGUCAACAUCGUCACCGUCACCACGGACGACAUCGUCACCCUGGCGACCGAGGCCCUGGCCGCCAGCGCGGUCGCUCAGCUCACAGUGGUGCCCGUGGCGGCGUCGGUGUCUGCAGACGAGACCGAGGCUCUGAAAGCAGAAAUAACAAAAGCAGUGGAGAAGGUGCAGGAAGCGGAUCCCAACACCCAGAUCCUGUAUGCAUGUGACUCGUGUGGGGAGAAGUUCCUGGAUGCCAGCUCCCUGGCCCAGCACGUGCGCAUCCACACAGCCCAGGCGCUGGUCAUGUUCCAGGCCGACACCGACUUCUACCAGCAGUACGCCGGAGAGGCCACCUGGCAGGGCACGGAGCAGGUCAUCCAGCAGGGGGAGCUCCUGUUCCGCACCCGCGAGGGUGGGGAGGAGGAGGAGGAGGCGCAGGCACAGGGGGUGGGGGACAGGGACGGGGACGAAGAGAUGGCCCCCCAGGCCGAGCCCCAGGCCGAGGCUGGGGAGGGCGCAGGGGCAGAACCGGUACCAGAGCCGAUGCAUGUGGAGUGUGACGGUCAAGCGGAGUGAAGUUUUAAAUGGAAGUUAGGAAAAUGUAUGUGAUGUUGAGUUAGUGUGGGGGGAGGGGGGUUGUUGCUGGAGGUUUAUGGGCUCUCAUUGGUGCUGAGGAGGGUGACGUGCAUGUCGUUGGGAUAUGGUUCAAAGGUCUGGCUACAUUUCAAAAUUUCAACCCAACCACACUCCCUUGUGGAGACUACAUGAAAAACACAUUAUACUCAUCUUCCAUCAGUUCAGUACCCUGUCGCCCAGAACCAGUGCUCAUUGUAGAAAAGCUUUUGUCAUAUACUCUAUAAAGGUGAGUCAUUCUGGCCCACAGGCAUAGAUGUGGCUAAUCUGUAUUAUUGUGUCUUUGAUGCCUUUUUUCCCCUGUUUAUCUUUAUCCUGUCUUAUUGCAGUUGUUGGCCAGAAUAGGAAAUACAUUAUUUUCUCUUUGCUUUUGUUUUUAUUUAAUUGCAGUUAUAUUUUGCAGGUGCUUGUAGGAAGAGUAAAUUAUUAUAAAGCCAAAAUGUAUCAGCACUAUUUUUCCCUUUAGGAAAAUUACUAUGUAAUUCUAAAAUAAUAUGUAUAAAAUGUACUGGCACUUAAAUGGGGGUUCUGCAGUUGAAUUUAUAUACAAGCCAUUAUUAAUUUAGUAAUAAUCAGAUCAGUUUAUCAUUUUAUCAGUAACUAAUUUGACGGUCUUUAGUGUGCAGUGCCUACACGGUACGGCACAGUAGCCUUCUUAACUCCCCAAGUUGUUGCAUUAAUUGUCUUAGCAUGGUGAGGCUUUGCCCCAUGCUGCAAAGCCUCAGGCCCAUGGGAAAGCAGAACAGCUGGAGAUUUAAUUUAAUUGUCCUUUCAGCUCUUAAUAGCUUUAUUUAAGUCACUAAGUCAUUAGGUCUCUUCCUGUUGCUCAUUAAACGGAUAGUAUGAAAGCUGUGUGAACCAGGCUUGCUUUAGUGAGCGUGAAUGUUUACUUCAUGCCCUCGUGUAGUGAUAGAAGAUUUUCUUUCCCUCAGAAGAUGACAUCAAAUGAAUACCUUAAACCCCAAUUAUAGUCGACACUGGUACUGCAUUUACAUGGGCUUCCGCUCGAGUAGUUUUGAGGUGCAUUUGGAAGUGUUUUCAAAUGCAUGCUCUGUUUCUUUUCUAACAAAGUAAAUUAAAAGAUGCAUCAUAAAGACAGUAGGAUUGAUAAUGAUUUCCUUUUGUAGAAAGCCACAUUUUCUUAAUUUUAGAGUCACAGUUUUGGAGAAAAUCUGAGUCAGGUAAAUGUGAUGCCUUUCAUAUUUCACCAAACAGAUAAUAGUUGACAUAUACCACAAGUACAAGGAUUUAAAGGGUUAGCUAGAAGCUCUUUCCUAAUUUCUAGAAGCUUUUUUCUAAUUUACGCCUUGCCCAUCAGUGAUCUCUGCACCACUAAAGCUUUUUACUUCCUCUGCUAUUAUAUUCUUUAUCCCAAAUGGAGCUCAACAUCUGCAUUUGGAGUUUCAUCUGAUGCAUUAUUUACGUAAGACAUUUUUCCAAUGAUGUAUUAGUGAAGGACACCAUCCUUCUGCGAUACCACAACUGUAUAGGCCCCUGUGACAUAAGAUAUACACUUGAGCAUGUUUACAAAAUCGGUGUAAUGUGCACAUGAGCUGAAGAAAUGUUUGUGAAAGACACAAUGAAACACUUUGGUUAAAUGUAUCAUUCACAAGAUAUUAUUUAAGAAAGUAUAGUCGAAAAUCAAUAUGGAGUUUACCCUUCUCCAUAGAAAUUAUUCUUGAUGUCCAAAAAUAAUGCACUAAAUAAAUUGCAAAUAAAUGAAUUACUCAUUUGUA